This is a messenger RNA of Meloidogyne enterolobii, 174 nucleotides long. The record is from the annotation of a GenBank genome assembly. NCBI's taxonomy places the organism in Eukaryota, Metazoa, Nematoda, Chromadorea, Rhabditida, Meloidogynidae.
AAUGUGAUAAAACAUUUGAGAAAUGAGUUGAUGAAGAAAGAAGAAAGGAUUCGAAGUUUGGAGGAAUAUACAGACAAAUUGGUGGCAAAGGUGAUGGUAACAAACCCAGAAUUACUUGCCGCCCCUAUUAAUACUUCAACAACAAAAAUUAUAUCAAAAAAGAAAAGGCUUUAA